AUGCUGUCUCCAAGGAGGAAACGGGACAUUGCCGUCCUGACACUGAUCUUCAGCGCAGGAGCCGACUUCACGCUGGAAGACAGCUGUAAGCGAUCUCGAAAACCCAGCACUGCUGUUUGUGUGGAGUCUGAACAGAACAGCGCGUGGAUUGCACAGCGCAGAGACCGGACAACUGGAGGGCUUCCAAACCCUACCGAAGCGGAGUUGGGUUUCCCCCUCAGCAGUUACACUGAAACUGUUCCAAGCAGAGCACACGACGAGUGCGCACACUGUCGAACAUACACAGAGAAAGCGGCGUUCGGAAAAGCCCAAGGCACGGUCAGGCUGCAGCAGGGCAGAAAGUGGAAGCCGAGAUGCAGAUCUAUCGAUCUUUACAAGAUAAGCCCAGGAGAACAAACAAAGCAAGGUGACAAUAUCAGAGAGUUUCUGCUGAGUCUCAGAUACUUUCGGAUCUUCAUUGCCUUGUGGAAUGUCUUCAUGAUGUUCUGCAUGAUUGUGUAA
This is a messenger RNA of Opisthocomus hoazin, 501 nucleotides long. The record is from RefSeq and is a predicted model, not a curated record. Lineage: Eukaryota; Metazoa; Chordata; Aves; Opisthocomiformes; Opisthocomidae.